Messenger RNA from Globicephala melas (long-finned pilot whale), 4347 nucleotides. It is a transcript of the gene TBC1D12, whose product is annotated as TBC1 domain family member 12. The record is from RefSeq and is a predicted model, not a curated record. Lineage: Eukaryota; Metazoa; Chordata; Mammalia; Artiodactyla; Delphinidae.
GUGCGCUAGCCCAAGCGGGUGCCCGCCCUCCCGCAACAGCCCGAAUUCCCGGGAGGGAGGGGCGGGUCUGGGAACGGUGCGGCGGCAGCCGCUGCUGCCCCAGCACUCAGGGCUCUUCCCGGACCGAGCCCGUGCCUCCUCGGGUGGCGCUCACCCGGGCCCAGAUGGUGGGUCCGGAGGAUGCCGGAACCUGCUCGGGAAGAAACCCCAAGUUGCUCCCUGUGCCGGCGCCCGAGCCCGCAGGCCUGGACGGGAAGAUGAUUCGGGCCACGGACGGCUUUGGCGGAGGCGCCGGCGCUGUGGAGACUCCGGAGGAGCAGGAGGAGGAAGAAGAGGAGGAGGAGACGCCGCCGCCUCAGCAGCUCCUUAGGCGUUAUCUCGCGGAGACCGGGGGGCAGCUGGAGCCCGGGCUGUGCUACUGUCCGCUCCCCGCCGGCCAGCCCCGCGUUCUGCCACGCUCUGCAGCCCCGCACUCGGACGCCUGCCCGCCGGACGCGGGCUCCAAGCACCGCGGCGCGGAAGCGGCGGAUGUCCGCGCGGCGCGGCACGGAGGCAUGACCAACGGGGACUCGGGCUUUCUGCCGGGCCCAGACUAUCGCGACCUGGCCCACGCCGGCGGCCGGGAGCCGCGCCACCGCCGCCUCCGCCCGGAGGGGCCUGGCGACGAGGGCGCGGACGGCGCGGGCAGCCCGUCCGACUGGGCCGCGCCGCUCGAGGACCCGCUGCGGAGCUGCUGCCUGGCGGCGGCGGACGCCAAAAGGCCCGAGGAUGCGGGCAGCGGCUCGGGGGGCAGUCCGGCCAGCAGCGGCAGUGGCAGCGAGGACUUGGAGCAGCCGGGAGCCGGCCCCGGGGGUCCCGAGGAGGGCGCGUCGCCGGUCACCUCGGCCGAGAGGACUAGCGGAGGCGCCGGCGCCGAGUCGCGCCUCGUUUUCUCCGACGUUCACUUGAACUCUCGGAACACAUUCGAGGUGAGCCGCCACCAGAGCGCCCGCGACCACCUGCCGCCGUCGGCGCCGCCGGUGCCCUCGCCUGCCGCGGAGCAGGGCCCCGCGGGGACCUCGGCCCGGGCUCGACGGAGCGGCGGCUUCGCCGACUUCUUCGCCAGAAACCUUUUUCCAAAAAGGACAAAGGAACUCAAGUCAGUUGUACAUAGUGCUCCUGGUUGGAAAUUAUUUGGUAAAGUCCCUCCCAGAGAGAAUCUUCAGAAAACUUCCAAAAUCAUUCAGCAGGAAUAUGAAGCACGAACAGGGAGAACCUGUAAACCACCACCUCAGUCUUCAAGACGAAAGAAUUUUGAAUUUGAGCCACUCUCUACCACUGCCCUGAUUCUUGAGGAUCGACCGUCAAAUCUUCCUGCCAAAUCUGUGGAAGAAGCUUUACGUCACCGACAAGAAUAUGAUGAGAUGGUGGCUGAGGCUAAAAAACGAGAAAUUAAAGAAGCACAUAAAAGAAAAAAAAUAAUGAAAGAACGAUUUAAACAGGAAGAAAACAUUGCAAGUGCAAUGGUAAUUUGGAUCAAUGAAAUACUACCCAAUUGGGAAGUAAUGCGUAGUACAAGAAGAGUUCGAGAAUUGUGGUGGCAGGGAUUGCCCCCUAGUGUCCGUGGGAAAGUUUGGAGUCUAGCUGUAGGAAAUGAACUAAAUAUCACUCCUGAACUUUAUGAAAUCUUCCUCUCAAGAGCAAAGGAACGGUGGAAAAGCUUCAGUGAAACAAAUUCAGAGAAUGAUGUAGAAGGUGUAUCUGUUGCUGAUCGGGAGGCCAGUCUGGAAUUAAUUAAGUUGGACAUAUCCCGUACAUUCCCAUCUCUCUACAUCUUUCAGAAGGGUGGCCCAUAUCAUGAUGUCUUACAUAGUAUAUUAGGGGCAUAUACAUGUUACAGACCUGAUGUUGGUUAUGUCCAAGGGAUGUCCUUCAUAGCAGCAGUUCUCAUUCUCAACUUGGAAGAGGCAGAUGCCUUCAUUGCAUUUGCAAAUCUCCUGAAUAAGCCAUGCCAGUUAGCCUUUUUUCGUGUGGAUCACAGCAUGAUGUUGAGAUAUUUUGCAACGUUUGAAGUAUUUUUUGAAGAAAAUCUCUCCAAACUGUUUCUUCAUUUCAAAUCUUACAGUCUUACACCAGACAUAUACUUGAUAGACUGGAUCUUCACACUAUAUAGCAAAUCACUACCACUUGAUCUGGCCUGUCGAGUCUGGGAUGUAUUUUGCAGAGAUGGGGAGGAAUUUUUAUUUAGGACUGGAUUAGGAAUCCUCCGACUAUAUGAAGAUAUUCUCCUACAGAUGGACUUUAUUCAUAUAGCACAGUUUCUAACUAAAUUGCCAGAAGAUAUCACAUCAGAAAAGCUGUUCACCUGUAUUGCAGCCAUCCAGAUGCAGAAUAGUACCAAAAAAUGGACUCAGGUCUUUGCAUCUGUGAUGAAGGAUAUUAAAGAAGGAGACAAGAAUAAUAGUCCAGCUCUGAAAAGCUAAUCUUCAAAAUUAACAGACUAAUUGCAAUAUUAAAAAAAUGUUUUUGAUAAAAGUAUUUUGUUUCCUAUGUAAACAGCAUGGAAGAAAAUGUUGAAGAAAGCUAAGAAUCAAGACUUGGAAAACUGCUGAUUUUGAAUUCCAUGGCUGAAGUAAAUGAGUACCUAUUGACAGUAUUAAUAAAAAAGUAUUUUAUAGGGAGAGCCAUUUUACAAAGAAAAAAGUUUAAAUGGCUAGUUCAUACUACGUAAUUUGGAGUGAACAGUUUAAUGCAAUAAAUUUUUUUAACAGCUUUGGAGAUAGUUCAAAUUUUUACAUCUUUUCUUUUUUAACAAUUAGCAUAAAGGAGGAGCAUAACAAUUAGCACUUUGGAGGUCAGAACAGGAUUGUUAAAUACUACUUUAACUUCCAAAAUACUAUUUGAAAUAAACACCUUAGUACAGAUAUUAUCUCCAGUUCCACACAUUUGAAGAUAUUAUAGACCAAGAAUAAGCAACGUUGAUUGUAAAUUAUUUACGUCACUGAAGUUGUUUAUCUUCACUCACAGGUUGGGGCAAAUUUAGGUUAUCUGGGAACUAGAAAUAUUGGUAGGAGAUUGUUUAGCAUUUGUGUAGGUGUUUUUCCACAGUACCAUGUCUAUUUGUUUUUGAAAGGAAAUUGUUUCAUUUCCUCAAGGAAUUCCUAUCACUCAGAGCAUUUUAGCCUCUCUGUUUCUAGUCUAAGAAAUUGUUCAUCUAGUAAUUUAAGAAAGCUAACUGGUAGAAGAAAUUUCUUUGCACUUUAAUGGACUGAAGGCUUUUUGGGGGGAGUAAGUCCAUAAAUAUAAAUGAGGUUUUUCACUGGUAAGAGUAAAAAGUCAUGAAUUUUGAGAGUUCUUAAUUAGAAUGCUACUUGGCAAGACUUUAAAUUUGUUAGUUAAAAUUCUUUCACUGUAGAAACAAAAUCUGUUAAUUCCAGUUUGAAAUUGGAAAUCUUAAUAUGUAGCCAAGUCCAUGACUUGUAAAACACUGUGUAUAAUUUUCUAAUCAAAGGAAAUAAGAGUAAAAGGUAAAAUUAAUUUUUUUCUAAUGAGUAACUUUGAUUAUAUUAGGAUAAAGGAAUGAUUAACUAUCGGUAAAUUGACAUUAAAUUUAUUAUAAUAUGUUUAAUUCUUAAACCUAAAAUAAAUCACUUGAAUAUCAUGAGUGAUAUCUAUAUAAAAUGGUAUUUGGUUAAUAAUUAGAUUAUAGUGUGCUUUUAUGUUGCAAUUUUGUUUGAAACAACACUUAAGCACACUAUUUCUGUUAGUGGUAUAUAGUCUUCAAACUAACAAGCCUGAGAACCUUGUUAGUGUAGCACCUGCCUCUUUAGGAGUAUGGGACCAGACGGUACCUAUGUAUUUUUACCCCAUGGGUCAUUCUAGCCUAGGGACCACUAAUGGAACCCUCAGAAGUUAACUCCUCUCCUAGGAGCUUGCUUAGUGGAAACUAGUAGUGUAGUAAAAUAUUGAGGGAGUACCCAGGGUCUUAAUAGGUUUUAGAAUGACAUUUUAACUCUGGUAACUACUUCCUUGGUAUUGGUGGCCCUGAUAGAGGGAAUGUAACCCCUGGCAGUAAUCUCAUUGAGGUUAUACUCCCUGCCUAAACUUAAUCUUACUUUUGUGUAUUUGUUUUCAGAGUUGGACCUAAGUUACUGUAUUUCUUUUUCUCAUUUUUAUUAUUGUAUAGUUUCUUUACCUUUCAAAUAUAAAUGUGUAUAUAAAAUGUAAAUACAAGGAAUUUAUUAAAAACCACUAUUAACAGUUACUGUGUAAAUAAAACUCGUAAGCAGAGUAAUUACUUGAAAUGAGUCUUCAUUAUUUUGGGGAUAUUUAACUACAUGUGGAGAUAAAAAGGGGAUAAACUUUUUU